Molecule: messenger RNA, 348 nt
Organism: Acaulospora morrowiae
Lineage: Eukaryota; Fungi; Glomeromycota; Glomeromycetes; Diversisporales; Acaulosporaceae
Source: the annotation of a GenBank genome assembly
AUGUUUCUGAGUGUUCAGAAAAUUAGCAGAGUCGUUGAACGAGAAUACAAUGGAACAUCAUUAACCAUAUCUAUGCAGGCAGGUCUCCUUUUUUUCAGUGUUUCUUCUAGUUUAGCUUCACCACCAGAAAAGGCAUUAGCUAACAUAAGGCAUUUAAAUAGGAUGGUCUGGACGCUGGUCCCGCAUUGUCAUGUGCAUGUAAUUCCGCGCAAAGUUGGUGAUUACACGAACAAUGACGACAUUUAUAAAGAUAUUGAUAAAUCAACAAGGGUAGAUAAUGAAGAGAGACAGCCACGAAGUUUAGAUGAAAUGGCAAAAGAGGCCUCAUUUCUGAGACAAUUCUUCGAA